AUGAGCAACCCACGGUAUACCCCAACGUCAGACGGACUGUCUCCCGGAACAACCCCGCACUCCACCCGAUCACAGCUGACUCCCGCGCUCGACACGACAACAAACACUCCUGUCCUACUAAAACAGCCUCUCGAACAGCAAACGGGUGAACAGGAGGCUGUGAUACUCAAGAACUUGAAUGCGAGACGAAUUCCGAACGUUGUCAAUCUCCUUGAUUGUUAUGUCGAUGAGGGAACGAAACGGCCGGUUCUCGUAUUUCCGGUGCUCAAGCCGUUGCCGCCGGGGAAUUUGAACUUGAUCACUAUUGCUCAGUUCUUGAGGGCAAUGAUGGAGACCCUGGCGGCAAUCCACGAAUUAAGGAUCGCACACCUGAACCUAUCGACAGCCUCACUCAUGCUGGAUCCGGAGCACAUCGACUCCCUGACCGUCAUAUCGUGGGGCCGUGCAACCUUCCACGGACCAAGCCCACCACCUCAUCCACAUACCCCACCCCCGACCGCACACCCCCAAACCGCCACCGAAGCCCACCUUCUCGCACACCCCCCACCACCCUCCUUCACAUCCCCCGACAUCUACGCAGCCGGCUGCAUCCUCGGCCAAUGGCUCGACCCGUACCUCCCCAACUGCUCCCUCACCUACCUCCGUUCCCGCCUCGUGCGCAAAUCCACCACAACCUACAUCUCCCGCAAGCUGAUUGACCACCUCUCCGCGCAACGCAUGCAGGCCGAACCGCCCUGGAUCCCUAUUGUCGCCGACGCCGCGGACUUGCUGAGCCGCAUGCUGGAUCCGGAUGAGGAGAUUAGGAUUGGGGCGGGGGAGGUGCUGAAACACGCGUUUUUGACAAAGGGGGAGGAACAUUUUGCGGGAACGGAUUGGAGGAGUUGGAAGAGUGAGAUGGAUCGGGUGGCGGUUAGGGGGCGUCCGGCGUGGAAGCCGAGUAUGGCUGCUGAGCCGAUCAUUAGGAUGCGGGGGUGA
This is a messenger RNA of Fimicolochytrium jonesii, 975 nucleotides long. Its product is annotated as kinase-like domain-containing protein. Bases 1 to 975 code for a protein of 324 amino acids. Lineage: Eukaryota; Fungi; Chytridiomycota; Chytridiomycetes; Spizellomycetales; Powellomycetaceae. The transcript has 3 exons. Gene Ontology annotation, biological process: protein phosphorylation. The record is from RefSeq and is a predicted model, not a curated record. Gene Ontology annotation, molecular function: protein kinase activity; ATP binding.